Molecule: messenger RNA, 5524 nt
Organism: Marmota flaviventris (yellow-bellied marmot)
Lineage: Eukaryota; Metazoa; Chordata; Mammalia; Rodentia; Sciuridae
Gene: Inpp4a
Product: inositol polyphosphate-4-phosphatase type I A
Cellular component (GO): cytoplasm
Molecular function (GO): phosphatidylinositol-3,4-bisphosphate 4-phosphatase activity
Source: RefSeq, a predicted model, not a curated record
CGCGGGCAGGGGGAUACGCAGCUGAGGUGGGGCUCGAAACCUGCCACUUCAGUCAGGCGGUGCCGCUACUGUUGCAGCGGGGCCGGGCGCGCGCCCGGCUGACGGAGAACCGGGCAUAGCUGGGCGGCGGGCGCCGCGGGCCGGGGCACGCCAGAUGAUGGAUUUGGAUGAUCUUCUAUGAAGAAAUGCCACGUGGUCCAAAAGCAAACAUGUCCAGGCUUCUGCCACCUUAGGAGACUAGGACUUGGUGACAUUGCUUCCUGGGGAAUCAGGUGUGGUCUGACCCAGGAACAAGAAGCACAUCCUCACAAAUGACAUCAUGACAGCAAGAGAGCACAGCCCUCGCCAUGGCGCAAGGGCCCGUGCAAUGCAACGGGCUUCCACCAUUGAUGUGGCAGCCGACAUGCUGGGCCUGUCUCUGGCAGGAAACAUACAAGAUCCAGAUGAACCCAUUUUAGAAUUCAGCCUAGCUUGCAGUGAGUUGCAUACGCCAUCGCUAGAUCGAAAACCAAAUAGUUUUGUAGCAGUGAGCGUCACCACCCCUCCUCAGGCGUUCUGGACGAAGCAUGCACAGACAGAGAUCAUUGAGGGAACCAAUAAUCCUAUAUUUCUGAGCAGCAUUGCCUUCUUUCAAGACUCUCUUAUCAAUCAGAUGACACAAAUCAAAUUAUCUGUAUAUGAUGUCAAAGAUAGAUCUCAGGGAACAAUGUAUUUACUUGGCUCUGGAACAUUCGUUGUCAAAGACCUGCUCCAGGACAGGCAUCACAGGUUACACUUAACACUAAGGUCUGCAGAGAGUGAUCGUGUGGGCAACAUCACCGUGAUCGGCUGGCAGAUGGAGGAGAAGUCAGAUCAGCGGCCCCCUGUGACCCGGUCUGUAGACACUGUCAAUGGCAGGAUGGUUCUGCCUGUUGAUGAGAGUUUGACUGAGGCCCUGGGAAUCCGAUCCAAAUAUGCCUCACUGCGUAAAGACACUUUACUGAAGUCAGUGUUCGGGGGCGCCAUCUGCCGUAUGUAUCGGUUCCCUACCACCGAUGGCAACCAUCUGCGGAUCCUGGAGCAGAUGGCGGAGAGUGUGCUUUCCCUACACGUGCCCCGGCAGUUUGUGAAGCUCCUGCUGGAAGAAGACGCGGCCAGAGUCUGUGAGCUGGAGGAAUUGGGGGAGCUCUCCCCUUGCUGGGAGAGCCUCAGGCGCCAGAUCGUCACCCAGUACCAGACAGUGAUCCUCACAUACCAGGAGAACCUGAGCGACCUCCAUCAGUACAAAGGUCCCUCAUUUAAAGCAAGCAGUUUGAAAGCAGAUAAAAAGUUAGAAUUUGUUCCCACAAACCUGCAUAUACAAAGGAUGAGAGUUCAAGACGAUGGCGGAUCAGAUCAGAACUACGACAUUGUCACCAUUGGAGCACCAGCAGCACACUGCCAAGGUUUUAAAUCAGGAGGUCUCCGCAAAAAGCUGCACAAAUUUGAAGAGACCAAGAAACAUACAUCUUCUAGCUGCCAGUCCAUAAUCUACAUACCACAGGAUGUCGUCAGAGCCAAGGAGAUCAUUGCCCAGAUCAACACCCUGAAAACCCAAGUUAGUUACUAUGCAGAGCGGCUCUCAAGGGCGGCCAAGGACAGGUCUGCCACUGGCCUUGAGAGGACACUUGCCAUCUUGGCAGACAAGACCCGGCAGCUGGUCACAGUCUGCGACUGCAAACUGCUGGCCAAUGCGAUCCAUGGCCUGAACGCUGCACGGCCUGACUACAUCGCCUCCAAGGCUUCCCCCACCUCGACAGAGGAGGAGCAGGUGAUGCUUCGGAACGACCAGGACACCCUCAUGGCCAGGUGGACAGGGAGGAACAGCAGAUCUUCCCUGCAGGUGGACUGGCACGAGGAGGAAUGGGAGAAAGUGUGGCUGAACGUGGACAAGAGCCUGGAGUGCAUCAUCCAGCGGGUGGACAAGCUGCUGCAGAAGGAGCGUCUGCAUGGCACGGGCUGUGAGGACGUCCUCCCCUGCGCAGGCAGCUGCACCAGCAAGAAAGAUUGCAGCCCCCCUCCUGAAGAGUCCAGCCCAGGUGAAUGGAGCGAGGCUCUUUACCCACUGCUGACCACCCUCACAGACUGCGUGGCCAUGAUGAGCGACAAGGCUAAGAAGGCCAUGGUCUUCCUGCUCAUGCAGGACAGCGCCCCCACCAUCGCCUCCUACCUGAGCCUGCAGUACCGCCGCGACGUGGUCUUCUGCCAAACCCUCACCGCACUCAUCUGCGGCUUCAUCAUCAAGCUGAGGAACUGCCUGCAUGACGACGGCUUCCUGCGGCAGCUCUACACCAUCGGGCUGCUGGCGCAGUUCGAGAGCCUGCUGAGCACCUACGGUGAGGAGCUGGCAAUGCUGGAGGACAUGAGCCUUGGGAUCAUGGACUUGAGGAAUGUGACCUUUAAAGUCACACAGGCCACUUCUAAUGCAUCAACUGACAUGCUGCCCGUCAUCACAGGAAAUCGCGAUGGGUUUAACGUGCGGAUCCCUCUGCCAGGUCCACUGUUUGACGCCCUGCCCCGGGAGAUCCAGAGUGGCAUGCUGUUGCGGGUGCAGCCUGUCCUCUUCAAUGUGGGCAUCAACGAGCAGCAGACGCUGGCUGAGAGGUUUGGUGAUACCUCUUUACAGGAAGUUAUCAACGUGGAGAGUUUGGUGCGAUUAAAUUCCUACUUUGAACAGUUCAAGGAAGUUUUGCCUGAGGAUUGUCUACCUCGAUCCCGAAGUCAGACCUGUCUGCCAGAACUGCUGCGGUUUCUGGGUCAGAACGUCCAUGCCCGGAAGAAUAAGAACGUGGACAUCCUCUGGCAAGCUGCCGAGAUCUGCCGCCGCCUUAACGGGGUCCGGUUCACCAGCUGCAAGAGUGCCAAGGACCGCACGGCCAUGUCGGUGACGCUGGAGCAGUGCCUGAUCCUGCAGCACGAGCACGGCAUGGCCCCGCAGGUCUUCACGCAGGCCCUGGAGUGCAUGCGCAGUGAGGGUUGUCGGAGAGAAAAUACAAUGAAGAAUGUUGGAAGUCGCAAAUAUGCAUUUAAUUCCCUGCAGCUGAAGGCUUUCCCCAGGCAUUACAGGCCUCCCGAAGGGACUUACGGCAAAGUUGAGACGUGAGCACGGUGUCCUCUCAGUAGCUGUUACAGGAUAAAUGUGGGUACCCUCUAGUGUUACACACGAAUUCUUCAAGAAGACCUGAAGGAUUGGUUUUCAUUUUUGUGUUUUUAAAAUAUUUCACUAAAGAGUCUACGGAGCAUGUUUUUUCCGUUGGAGUCCAUAGGAGGUAAUGUGUGGCUCAGUAGUGGGGAUAGUGAGCAGCACCCAGUUAAUUAGCCUCCAGCUGUCACCACCUGGCAGGCGUCCACAGCUACCUGUAAGCCUCCAGCUAGGUUUGUCUGGAAUGCCAGAAGACUUUUUCAGAUGCCCAUGUAGGCACUGCUCACCUAACUUAUUUUUCUACUGAGUAACUUAGAAGUGAGCACUGAAUUAUAAUCUACUUUUAAAAAAUCUGAAUGUAAAACAGUAAAACAAUCAGACCCCAGGCAGAAAAAUAAAUGUUAACUCAUAUUUUCGGGAAAAGACGCUAGUUGUUCUCAUGCAGUGAGGACGGCGGCUCCAGUGAGUCACCUGCGCCACCACCACCUGGAAAACCCAGAGGCGAAAGACCAGUCAGCCCACCUGAGGUGAAACCCCUGCCAGGGAGCCCACACCUCGGGCCACUCUUCUCUCCAUCCCACACAAGCUCCAGAACAGGUGUCGCUUGAGACAUGAAGCUAGCAGUGAGGUCCCUGUCACUGUCCCUGUUGUAGUCUCUGCUCCUAGGGCCCACAGCACACAUCUCCCUUUAUUACCCAACUGAGGACCUUAAACGUGGUGUGUCUGAUGUCUGAGGAACAACACUCCAGUGGGGAAUUGGGGACUGUAGAGUAGUGGAUACCUGAAUAUUCUCAGAUUUUGCGGGAUAUCCUGUAGGUCUUCUGCGAGACAAUACAAUCAUGUCUGAAUAUCUGACAAAGUGUCUUACUUUUAGGUUUGCAAUAAUUGUUACUUUCCUCUUCUCAUUCUGUUAUGUAAGAUGACUAUUGAGAAACAGUUGAAAGUAUCUCCUCAAAUGAGAUUUUGAAAGGGAUUUAUGGGCCAGGAAACUUAGGAAUUUCAUAGAAAUUAUGUCUUGUCAUCUUAUAAAAGGUGACGAUGAGUCUUUCUGCACUUAGCAGAGUUGUUUUUCUUUAGGAGUUUAUGUGUUUUAUCGAUUCUGUUGUUUCUUACGAUUAUGUUUACAUGUUAUUUAAGAGGCUGUAAAAGAAAUAUAUAUGGCACAUAUUAAUGAUUCUGAUUCUAAUGAUUUGUAAACACCUUGGAAAUAUCUUAAGUCUAGAAGUCUAGAUAUAUUCUUGUCUCCUUGAGAAAUGUCCAGUAGAGUCACUGGGCCUGGGGCAUUGAGGCACAGGCAGGACCAGUCCUUGGCAGGGACACAGAGGAGUGGGCAUAAGGUAGGGUGGAACUGGGUGACCCUCUGGGCCUUUCCUACUCAGAAGUCAGGUGCUAACAGAGCUCACUGUCUCCUGGUGCCAGCGGGGAGGGAGAAGUGAGCUGGUGUGUGGAGGACACUAAUGAGGGGUGCUUGUGGCUGACUGCCCCUCCCUCGAUGCUAGUUCAUGGUGGAGGGAGAGUGGCAGAGAAACUCUUGUCCACCAACCCCCCCCACACACAGGUGGCUAUUCAGCUAGCAUCAGAUUCUCCUCUUUAAGUGUCACUCCCUAUUCAAAGGCACCCUCUCCACCAUUUCAUUUAAUUUGUAAGUUUUUAGUUCCAUUCUUUCUCAUUUCAACCUUUUGAAAAACUUUGUUUUUCUUUUAAUUAAAUGUUACCCAUAUUGUUUUCUGCCCUUCUUUUUGUCCAAAGAGCAUUAACUAUCUGCAUUUAUAAAGGGACUAUGGCAAAUGUUGACUCAUCUGUCAGCAGUUUUGCAUGUGGCACCUUUAUGUGAAUUUUCUUCCCAAGUUCUGCUUUAUGUUAUGGGUCGUCAUAACUCUUAAGGAGAUUCAGGCAUCAGGAUCCUCUCUGGAGGCACUGUGCCUGGCUCCCAGGGGCAUCGCUGCACAGCCAGGGUGCCAGCAGCUGGAGGAGGAGGAGCCCAGUGUGGCUGUGUGGGGCAGGCGCCAUUACAGGUCACCAUGCAGCAGCAUUCCACCCACUGCACCUCCCCGAGCCACUUGAAAGAGAAAUGUCCAGAUGUGGGACAGUUGGAAAUGUCACAGGGUUUCUGUCAGAGCUCCUGCAGCACAGUUGCCUUUAGUUUCCUUUGAAGAUGUAAAAACAUUGUAUAAUACAGUUUUGUCCCCACACAGUUGUAUUUGCCAAGCUUAGUGCAUUAAAAUACUUUUAUUUAUUUGUUUUGGGCAGUAUUAAUAUAUAAACAUACAGUUACUGUUUUAUAUAUUCUUAGCUCAUUCGAAGCCAUGUAUGCUGUAAAUGUGCUAGUCCUUAGAAUGACAAUAAAUCACUGACAAGAACACA